AUGGCAGAAGAAAGGAAUACAAUAAAGAUAAAAAUAAAAAGCAUAAACAAUGAUGAAUAUGAACUAAAUGUAAAAGAAGAUUUGAAUAUAGAAGAAUUAAAAGGUAUAAUUGCUGAAAAGAGAAAUGUUAAUAUAAAUGAUAUAAGAUUAAUAUAUCAAGGACAAUGUUUAUUAAAUGAAAAGAAAUUAUGUGAUUAUAAUAUACAAAAUGAUCAUAUAAUACAUUUAGUUGUUAGAAAAAAGGAUAAUAAUACAAACAACAACAAUAAUAAUAAUAAUAGUAGUAGUAAUGCAGAACAUGUUAAUGAUAAUAUGAAUAAUAAUAGGACUUAUGAACAUGUGAAUGAACCAUUAAAUUUUAAUUUCAUUCCUAAUAUGAAUCAGCCAAAUAAUGGAAACCAAGCAAAUAAUAAUAUACCAAACAAUUCAUCUAUACCAUUUUAUUUUACGCAUAUGAGAUUAUCAAGAAAUGAUAAUAUGGAAAAUGAUUUAAUGGGUCAAAAUAAUAUAUGUUCAUUAUUAAAUGAUAUUAUGAGUCAAGUUAAUAUAAGCCCAAAUUUUAUUUAUGGAGCAGCAGCUGCUGCAGCAACCAGUGCAGCAAAUGCCCAUGAAAAUAUUUUUGCUAAUAUGAUGAACCAGAAUAUGGCAGAUAUGAAUAUGAAUGCUAAUCAGAGAAGAGAAAGCACAGGAGAAAAAAAUAACACAACAGCUACGAAUAAUAAUAAUAACAAUAAUAAUAAUAAUAGUAAUAGUGGUAAUAAUAAUAAUAAUAAUAAUAAUAAUAGUAGUGGUCAUAAUUUUAACAAUUCUUAUUCUGCACAAACAAAUUAUAAUGAAGAAGAACAGAACCAACAUAAAGAGAAUGCAGACGGAUCUCCAAAUAAGGACAAUCGUGCAAGCAGUAAUAGUACAUCUAAUUUUAUUCAAAAUGAAAAGAAAGAUAAUAAACAAAGAAAUGUAAAAGAGGAAGAAGAUAUAGAAGAAGAAAAAUCUUUCAAUCAACGAGAUUAUUAUAAGGAUAACAAAAAAGAUACUAAAAUUUAUGAUGAAGAACAAGAGGAUAAACACAAAGAUAAUUUCCAUAAUAAGAACUCAAUUGAUAUGCAUAGAAAUAAAUAUGAUAGAGAUGAUACAAAAUAUGAAAGUGAUGAAAAAAAAUAUAAAAGUGAUGAGAAAAAAUUAGACAGUUAUGAUGAAAAAGAAAAUUUAGAAAAAAAAAAGAAAAGAAAAAAUAAAAUUAAUGAUAAAAAAAUAUAUCACAAAAAUGAGAUACAUGGAAAACAUGAAUACAAUUCAAACAAUUCUGAAAGUAGCUCAGAUGAAGAAAAAUCAAAUAGUUCUUAUUCAGCUUUGUAUACUAGUAAUGAAGAAGAUGAAGAAAAAGAAGAUGAAAAUAAAAAAUAUAAUGAUUUGAAAAAAAAGAACAAAACAAAAAUUACAAAUAAACAUAAAAACAAAAAAUAUUACGAUUCCAAUAGUAGUAUAUCUCCUAAUGAAGAUUCUUAUGUUGAACGAAUUCGAAAAGAAGAUAGAUUUAGAAAUGAAUAUGAUAAUUUGUUAGAACCAAAAUUUCAUUACCCAUAUAUGUAUAAUAUGAAUCCAAUGAAUCAUAUAAAUAAGAUGAAUAUGGUAGGUCCAUAUCAAACACCACAUAAUUUUGUUUAUAAUAAAAAUUUCAGCAAACAUACUUAUCCAUUUCUAGGAGCUCCUUCAUUAAUAAAAGGCUUGAAGAAUGAAAGGAAUAAAAAAAAAGAGAGAAGUAAACAUAAUUAUCAAAGAGAUGACUACUUAAGCGAAACAUGUGAUAAUGUGAAGGAUAUUAAAUUAGAAGAUUAUUUAAAAAGUAAAGAGUUGAAAGAAAAGAAAAAAAAUGAAAAAAAAAAUAAAGAUAAAAAUGAAAGCAAAAGGAAAGAAACUUUCAAAGAUAGUAUCAAAGAAAAUAUGAAAGAUAAUAUUAAAGAUAAUAUUAAAGAUUAUAUGAAAAAUAAAAAAUAUAGAGAACAUUUUACAAAACAUAUAUACAAUAACAAUACAGUAGAUCUUAAUAAUAGUAAUAAUAUAUAUAAUCCAAAUAUAGCUACAUCUAAAAAUAUUAUGGAUAUGUCUAAUUUAAUAAAAAAUUCCAAUGAAUGCUAUUCUGGAGGUAUAGAAGAUAGCUAUUUUUCAAAAAAUAAUUAUGCGAAUAUUGUACCAUUUAAUGAUUUAGAAAGAAAUAAUCAAUUAAUUAGAAAUGAUUCAUUGAGAAGAAAUUCAAGAAUUGUUUAUAAUGAUGAAAAUAUAGAAGAUGAAGAAUAUUUAUCAUCCGAAAAUUCUGUGUCUGCAAAUAUGAGAUCUAUACAAAUGACUAGUAAUAAUAGAAGAAAUAGUGCUAUAAGAAGAAGUCAUAUGAAAUCUUUAAAUGAUAUGAAUGAUUCAGAAUAUAAUAAUUUUGAAAUAAAUAUUCCUUGGAGAGUUAUAGAACAGUUAUUAUUAUUAUUAGAAGAAGAAACAGGAUAUAGAAGACCAGAUUUAUCAUCAUAUAUACAUUCCUAUUAUAAUUCUAAUUCUAUAUAUGUAUUUUUUUAUUUAUUUGUUCAUAUUAAUAAUAUAAUUAAUAGUAUUAUAAUACAAUUUAAUCAUGCAAAUAUACUUAAUAAUGACAUAACCAUGUCUUCCUUUUCAAGAAUUAGUUUAAUAUUAUCUUUAGCAUCGGUUAUAUUUUCUAGAUUAUCAAGUUUUUUCUAUGUUUUUUAUGAUAAUUUCUAUUAUCCAAAUUUUUCGAAUUCAUAUAAUAGGUAUCCAGGAUCAAUAAAUCACGAAUUCUUGAGACAAAUAAGAAAUUUAUAUUUUUCUAAUAACAAUUAUAAUUAUAAUAAUAAUAAUAAUAAUAUGCAUAAUAAUAUGAAUACUAAUUUUUAUAGUUAUAAUCAUGAUCCUAUAUAUAGAAAUAGUAAUAUGCAUGGUGCUAAUCAUCCUAUUAAUAAUCAAAAUAAUAAUUAUUAUUAUGGUAAUCCAUUUUUUAGAAAUAGCACAUAUCCUAAUAGUACAGGUAAUAUUAAUAUAAAUGCUGAUAUGUAUAGUAGUGCAAAUAAUGUUAACAAUAAUAUGAAUCGAAAUAAUUAUUAUCCUCUACCAUAUGAUAUGAGAAAUACUGUGAAUCGAACGACCCUACAACAAGAAUUUGAAGAUUAUUAUAAAAAUUAUUUACCAAACGUUGCUGAUAAUAAAAAUAUGAUCCUUAGAAAAGAUUAUUCAGUUAGUCAUAAAGAAGGAGGGAAUAAUUAUAAUAUGAAUGGAAAGGAAGAUAAUUAUAGAAGUAGUAGAGCUCACAAAUUAUCAAAUAAUGAUAAUUAUUUGGAAAGGUAUAAAACACGAGGUAAACAAAGCAUGAAUUAUAACAACAAUGAAAAUGAUAUUGAUAAUAAUAAUAAUAAUAAUAAUGAAUAUUAUAAUAAUAAUAACGAAUAUUAUAAUAGUAAUAACCCUUUUGCCCAGUUAGAUAGACAAGCAGUAAAACAUUUAUCACAUAAAAUGCAAAAAAAAACAAAUGAUGAAAAUGAUAAAGACAAGAAAAAAAAAAAUCAUAUGAAAAAAAAAAGUUCAAAUGAAAAUAAUUUAUUUAAAGAUACUAAUUCUUAUAAAAGCAAAAGUGCUAGCCAUACUUCUAGUGAUGCAUCAAGUGGUCAUGAAGAAAAACAAGAAAAAAAGAACAAUCUGCUUAAUGCAAAUGCAUCAAAUAAAUUAAAUGAAAAUAGUGAUAACAAUGCAGACAAUCUACAAAAAGAAGAUAAUAAAAUAUCUAGUCAAGAUAACGAAUUAAUUAAUGAUAAUAAAAAUGAUACAAAUGUUGAAGACAAAGUAAAAGUAAAUGAUGACCUUGUAAAUGAUAAUUUCAUUUAUUAUGAUAGUAAUAUAGAUGAUAUAUAUGAAAAGUCAGAUGAAGAAAAAGAAAAGGAAUUACAAAAGGAAGAAUAUAACAAGGGUUAUGUAGUAGAACCAGAUGAUGAUGAUGAUAAUGAUGAUAAUAAUCAUAAUAGUUAUGAAGAAAGACAAAACAUGCCUAUUGAUGCAAAUUUGAAUGUAGUAAAUAAUAUUAUAAAUAAUGAAUAUGAUACUGUGAAUACAAUUGAAAACCAAAAUGAUAUAGCUCAAACCCCUAUUCCAAAUAUUAAUUUUUCAAGCCUUUUGAAUAGUGUACAAAAUCAUAUGGCUCAUAAUGACAUUAAUGAGGAGCAGCCAAAUGAUAAGUUUGAAGGCGUACCCGAUGAAGUAAAAGAGAGAUACACAAACUGGGUUGAAAAUUCUCACAUUUUUUCGGGACAGAUGAUAAAAAUAUGUAGGAAUAAGAGACCAUUGAGUCAUGCAUACAUUGGAAGUAAUGGUUCAAAGGAUAAUAUAUCUUAUAGUAAUUUCUUGCCCUUUUUAUGGAAAAAAAAUAUGAGUUCAUUAAAUGUAGAAUAUGAUUUAGAAAUAACUGAUGAAUUAUUAAAUGCCUUUGAUUUUCACGUACUUGAAUUUAUAAAAAAAUCUAUUAAGAAUAAUGAAGAUUAUAAAAGUGAGAAAUUUAAAUAUCCAAAUCUUUCUCUUUGUGAAGAAUUAUUUGAAGAAAUGGAACAAAAUAAGGACAACUGA
This is a messenger RNA of Plasmodium adleri (nom. inval.), 4611 nucleotides long. RefSeq names its product ubiquitin-like protein, putative. Gene Ontology annotation, cellular component: BAT3 complex. Bases 1 to 4611 code for a protein of 1536 amino acids. Gene Ontology annotation, molecular function: misfolded protein binding; polyubiquitin modification-dependent protein binding. The transcript has 3 exons. The record is from RefSeq and is a predicted model, not a curated record. NCBI's taxonomy places the organism in Eukaryota, Apicomplexa, Aconoidasida, Haemosporida, Plasmodiidae.